AUGCAGCAAAGUGAGCAGGCCAACGUCAAGGUUCCCUCCUUCUCACAAGAAACAGAAAGAAGGAAAACGACAGAAAGAACGAAGAGCGACCAAAACUUUCAACUGUCGGCGAGGAGACGAGAGGCGACAGCUGAGAUCACCAGGCAGCUCACACCAGCGGGCAAAUACGAACUUCAGAAGGUGCUUGGAGCUGGUGGUUAUGGGCAAAUUUUCAGAGCAUUCGACUCCGUCGGUUUCGAAUUGAAAACUCAAAACAAAAAGUUAUAUGUGGCGGUGAAGGUUAUGCAGAAACGACACGAACCUCAACGGAUGAUUCUCGAGCAGCAAAUAUUGUACUCGUUGAAAGGAAAACCGGAGUUUCCGAAAUUGGUACUGUUAAAAUCAUCAGUUAGACUUGGAAGCGGAACGUUUGAAGAUUAUAUGUUCAUAGUAAUGGAAUUGUUAGGCAAAAGUCUAUCGGAAUUGCGGAAAAAAAGCGAAGGCAAAAGAUUUGACUCCAUUACUGCGCUGCGUGUCGGCCUUAUGAUGACAGAUUCCUUAAAAGUUCUCCACGAUAUGGGAUACAUACACAGAGAUAUAAAACCAGGAAAUAUGUGCAUCGGCGCAACUCCAGAAUCUGUCAGAAAAGUCUAUCUUCUGGAUUUUGGUCUCGCUAGAAAAUUCAGGAGGAAUGGCAAGGUGAUGCGGCGGAGGAAAGUUGGUUUCCGGGGCACACUUCGAUAUGUUUCGCUGAAUGUGCACGAGCGGAGGGACCAGUGCGCUUGCGACGAUCUGAUAUCGAAUUUUUAUACCAUGGUCGAGCUGGCUGAAGGUAAUCUGCCAUGGACUCGGCUGAGGGAAGCGGAAGAUAUUGCAAGACGGAAAAAGAAUAUUUCAUUCGAGGAAUUAUGCCCGCUCAGCGGUAUGCCCACGGAAUUACAGGAGUACUAUACGUACUGCUACGACAACGUGGAGGAUCCGAACCAGCCUAAUUAUGAAUACCUUAAGGACAUUAUCAAGAAGUGCCUUCCGGUCGCUUUUGACUUCGACUCACCAAUGCCUUGGGAGAGCUUGGCUUCAUCCGAACUCCUCUUGUUAACAGAAGCUACUUGCGUCGAAGAUUACCUUGAGUAA
Messenger RNA from Angiostrongylus costaricensis, 1113 nucleotides. NCBI's taxonomy places the organism in Eukaryota, Metazoa, Nematoda, Chromadorea, Rhabditida, Metastrongylidae. The record is from the annotation of a GenBank genome assembly.